Messenger RNA from Leucoraja erinaceus (little skate), 4404 nucleotides. It is a transcript of the gene eps8l2, whose product is annotated as EPS8 like 2. Bases 622 to 2847 code for a protein of 741 amino acids. Gene Ontology annotation, biological process: Rho protein signal transduction; regulation of Rho protein signal transduction; positive regulation of ruffle assembly. The transcript is spliced from 20 exons. Lineage: Eukaryota; Metazoa; Chordata; Chondrichthyes; Rajiformes; Rajidae. Gene Ontology annotation, cellular component: plasma membrane; ruffle membrane; vesicle. Gene Ontology annotation, molecular function: actin binding. The record is from RefSeq and is a predicted model, not a curated record.
UGGUGCCCUGGUGGUGGGCGGCUAAUUGUUGUCUAGGGAUGGUGUGAUCUCAAGAGGGAUACAUGGUGGUGAACUGUGCCACUGGUACCUGUUUAAUUAUUGAGGCACCUGCUGGAUUGGAUUGUAAAAAAAAAGCGUAGCCAUAGAGCACUUGGUUAAUGGAAACAGCUGCUGUGAUAGAUGGUGUGUCCACUCCGUUUAAAUAACAGCUGUACUGGUUUCCAACGUAACCUGCUUGGCGGCUUUAAAUCCCUCCCACCUAUAGGACGUGUAUCCAGUGUGAGUUUGGCAUCUUCUCCUCCCGUAGGGUGUUAGUUCUCUUCCUCUGCGCCUAGCCAACUAUAGAGACAGGCGGUGAGUAGCCAGGUGGUGGUGUAUGUGUGUCGGCUACAGACUGCUCGAGAAACGAAGUGAAUCUGAAACUGGAAGAGCCCCGAGUGACGCAGGGAGAAUCGACCGCAUUGGUCUUGCAGAACUGAUUAUCUACAGGAACAAAGUUCAACCUGACAGGGAAGUGGGGGCGAAACAAAACAUUGAGUCUUCACCUCAAGGCAAAAGUACAAGCAGGUUUAAUGGCUGGAAGGUUUGAGUGAAGGUGCUUACAUUUGGCAACUUUAAAGAAUGUCGACUAGUGAAGGCAGGUUGAGUGCAAAGGCUCUAUAUGAGCAACGGAAGAAGUAUUCCAAUUCCAAUGUCAUCAUGCAAGAGACUUCACAAUACCACGUGGAGCAUCUGGCCACGUUCGUCAUGGACAAGAGCGAGUCCAUCGUGACAAUCGACGACGGCAUCAAGAAAUUUGUGCAGCUGGACAUAAAGGGCAAGGUGUGGACUCAAGAGAUGCUGUUUCAAGUGAAUGACAAAUCCAUUAGACUACUGGACUGUGAAAGUCAGGAUGAACUGGAGAACUUUCCACUAAACAUUGUGCACCACUGCCAAAAUGUACACAACCAGUCCAAAUACCAGUCUGUGUUACUCAUCAUCUGUCAGGACUCCGACCAACACAAGCCCGACAUACACUUCUUCAACUGUGACGAGGUCGGGGCCGAGAUGAUCCACGCGGAUGUAGAGAGUGCAAUCUCCGAUUUCAAAGGCGGACAGAAGAUACGACCACAGACCUUGAAGGUAAACCAGGAGAAGAUGAAGAGACAGCGAGAGACGAUAAUCCCCUCGCCCCCUCACUCUGCCGCACCUGCCCACCCCCCCAAUGUCAACAUGAGCCGGGCUGCAGCUCUGACAGCGCAGAACGACCAAGUGGAACACAACAGGAGAACCUCUAACGUCCAGGAGUACGAGGAACCACCAGAAGUCGUGGCUCAAAGGAUUGAGAAAGAUGUGCAAAUCCUAAACUGCACGCUGGACGACAUUGAGUUUUUUGUGGCCAAGCUCCAGAAGGCUGCUGAGGCCUACCAUCAACUCAAUCAUAGGAAGAAAUCCAAGAAGAACAAGAAAAAGGCACCGGCUGAGGGCAUGCUCACACUGAGAGCAAAGCCUCCAUUACCAACAGAAUUCACCGACUGUUUCCAAAAGAUCAAGCUGACCUUGAAUUUGCUGGCCAGGCUGAAGAGGCACAUCCAAAAUCCAAAUGCAGUGGAAUUGCUUCAUUUCCUGUUUGGACCACUUGAAGUGGUGAUUAACAGCACCGGAGGACCAGAAAUAGCGAGAAGCAUCGUGAGCCCUCUGCUUUCCAAGGACGCGACAGAUUUUCUACGCGGCCACCUAACUCCGAAAGAAAUUUCGCGGUGGGAGACGUUGGGCGAGGCGUGGACCCGAUCGAGGGCUGACUGGCCAAGAGACAUCCACGUUCCCCCGUACGUGCCAAAGUUUAGGAAUGGCUGGGAGCCGCCUCUGGAGAAUUUCCGGGGAGUUCCCUGGGAGCUGGAUGCACCUCACGGAUCAGAGAUGGAUGGUCAGCGCAGACAGGAGGAGAUGAGGAGAACUUCUGUGGAGCAAUCAAUGGCACCAUCCUUCCCUCCUCCAAAUGGGUAUGAAUUCGGUAACACAUCUUUCAAGAGAGGCCAGACUGGUGACCAGAAUAUUGCAGUGGAUGCUUUUAAGCAGAGUGUUUGUCGGCAUGUGGAUAGAAAUUAUGAGGCGCAAGGACUUCACCCUCCGAAGAAAUAUGUUAAAAUAGUGUAUGACUUUGUGGCAAGGAAUGCCAAUGAAAUGUCUGUCUUAAAGGAUGAAAUACUGGAGGUGGUGGAGGAAAGCAAGCAAUGGUGGAAGCUGAAGAGCAAGUUUGAUGAAGUUGGGUUUGUGCCUUCCAAUAUGCUUGUUCCAAUAAAUCCAGAAGAUAUACCGAGCCAGUCUGAAAAAAGCCCGAGUGGUCAAUGGCACAAAGGAGAGAUGAGUGCUCGAGGAACAGGCCCUGCUGCUUCCACCGGACCGUUCACCACCCAAGGCCAUGUGAGGCAUGGAAGUCAUGAGCUGCCAGGACUGGCCAACAGGCCCUUCGCAAGGAACAAGGAACACAUGAUGAAUCAGAUGGAUGAAGUGAAUGACGAACUCCUACAUCUGAUCAUCGGUAACAAAGCAAAACGCACAUUCCAGGUCCCAAAGCCAACCUCGGUUCAGGUACCACUUGGCUAUGAGUCCAACACGGAAGAUGUUAAAUCCUGGUUGGAAGUGAAAGGAUUCAGUAGAAUGACAGUAACGGGAUUAGGUAUAUUGACCGGAGCCCAGAUCUUUUCCCUCAAUAAAGAGGAACUGAAGAUGGUGUGCGGAGAGGAGGGAGCACGAGUAUACAGCCUAAUCCAAGUACAAAAGGCUGAAUUAGAUAAGCAUCGAGGUGACACGGAGCUGGAAGAAAUCAUGAAACGAAGGCAAGAGAGGAUUGAUUCAAGCAGCUAGAAUUUUGCAGACAUUUGUUCGGCAAUCGGAUCGUAGAGUUGUCUAUGAAUUGGAAGCAAAACAGACAAAUGACAUGUAUGCAUAGAGAAAUGUGGUUCUCUUGGACAGAAUUAAUAAUAAACUAAUUGUUUGUGUAUCUCACUCCUGUUAUUUCUGAAGUAAAUUCACAUUCAGAAUUUGCAUGGCUUUCAGGCAGUCAUAGAGUUGGAAGUAUUAAUGUGCAUUCCAUAUGAAUAUUGAAAUCUCCUCCUUUCUCUCUCUGUACAUGUGUAUGUUGCUAUUGUAAUCUUUGUGGAACAACAUUGCCAAAUCCCGAAGCCAAGUGAACACAGAAUAGAUGUCAUUUGCUAAAUAAUUGUGACACGGCAAAAGGAUCGACACUUAGCUGGCCAGAACGUACAGAUAAACUCGGUGUCUGCACUGGGCAGUAUUAUCAGACAAAUGCUGACCAUUCUUGCAAUAUUGAUCUCAUUGGUGCUCCUCCUGCGUCCCUGGGUUUGCUCCAAAUCUUCGGUGCUGUCUGUGUGGAGUUUGCACAUUCUCCCUGCGACUGCCUAGGUUUCCACUUGGGGUGCUCCAGUCUCCUCCCACAUCCCAAAUGCAUGUUGGCUGGUAGAUCCAUUGUCCUCUGUAAAUGAUCCUUGUACGGGUGGGCCUUACGAGAAUCAAGAAGGAAUUAGACCCGUAGUGUCAUACAGCACAGAAACAGGCCCUUCAGCCCAACUCACCAAUGCUGACCAAGAUGCCCCAUCAAAGCCAGUCCCAUUUUCCCAUGUUUGGCUCGUAUCACUCUAAACCCUUCCUAUCCACAUUCCCGUCCAAAUGUUAGACAUUUUAAAUGUUGUUAUUGUACCUGUAUCAACUGCCUCCUCUGGCAGCUCCUUCCCACCCCACUGUUUAAUGGAAAAAGUUGCCCCUCAGGUUCCUAUUAAAUCUUUCCAUCUCUGUAUAAACCUGUGUUUCUUGAUUCCCCAACCUUGGGUAGACGACUGUGCAUCCACCCUUUCUAUUUCCCUCAUGAUUUUGUACACCCCUAUAAGAUCCCCCCUCAUCUUCCUGCGCUCCAAUGAAUAAAGUCCUAGCCUGUUGUACCUCAGGCCCUUAAGUCCUUGUAAAUCUUCUUUGCACUCCUUCCAGCUUAAUGCCAUCCUUCCUACAGCAGGGUGACCUAAACUGAACACAACACACAAUUGAUGGAAAUGUCAGAAGGAAUAAGAUAGAAGGGAACAAUUUGGGGGGGGGGGUAGGUUUUGAUGGGAACCCUUGAGAUCUGGCACGGGCCUAAAGCAGCAAAUGGUUAUUUUUUUGGUAUGGUACAUUCUUGGUCAGAAUGAGGUAAAUGUGCAACUCAGAUGAAAUAGAGAUGGAAUAUCUUUAAAAUGAUGAAACGUGUCUGCAAAUGUUGCUAACAAUUAUUUCUUGUUUAUGUGAAAAAAUAUCUUAUCUUUUGCUAAACAGAUGCAUAUGUUUUUCUGUUUAAAGUCUACAUAAGAAAGUAUGUGGUUAAAGUAAACUUUCUUUCACUUAUGUAAAUGAUAAUAAAUCUAUUGUUCAGUU